CCGGGAGCGAGCGGCGCCAGCAGCACGGGAGGACCCCGCCGCGGCCGAGCCCGCCCUGCCCGGCGCAGGGGAGCACACGGCAAGCCACGCCGAGCACCGGUUGUCAGCCAGCCCCAUCGCCCCGGGAACCGGCGAGGCCGGGGGCCGCGCCGCGGGGUCCCGCCGAUCCCCGCCAUUGGCCUCCAGCGGCGGGGAGGAGGCGGGGAGGCCGCGCCCGCCCUCCCGCCGCCCGGCCAAGUUUAAACACCGCCCCCCCCCGGAGCCCAGCCUAGCCGAGCCGAGCCCAGCCGGGCGGAGUUGGCGGAGCCGCGGGCCGUGUGCGGGGCCGCCGGGGGAGCCGAGCGCCCCGCCGCCGCCUAUGCGGGCGCCGCGGGUCCGGACGAGCCAUGGACGGCGGCGGCGGCGGGGCGCCGCCCGCCCUGGAGAAGAACGCGGCGGAGCUGACGGUGAUGGACGUGUACGAUAUCGCCUCGGCCGUGGGGCAGGAGUUUGAGCGGGUGAUCGAUCAGCACGGCUGCGAGGCCAUCGCCCGCCUCAUGCCCAAGGUGGUGCGGGUGCUGGAGAUCCUGGAGGUGCUCGUGAGCCGCAACCACAUCAACCCCGAGAUGGAGGAGCUGCGCCUGGAGCUCGACCGCCUGCGCCUGGAGAGGAUGGACCGCAUCGAGAAGGAGCGGAAGCACCAGAAGGAAUUAGAACUGGUGGAGGAUGUCUGGAGAGGGGAAGCACAGGACCUCCUUACCCAAAUUGCACAGCUGCAGGAGGAGAAUAAACAACUGAUGACAAACUUGUCUCACAAAGACAUUAAUUUCACAGAAGAGGAAUUUCAGAAGCAUGAAGGAAUGUCAGAGAGAGAGCGGCAAGUCAUGAAGAAGCUGAAGGAAGUGGUAGAUAAACAGAGGGAUGAAAUCAGAGCAAAGGACCGGGAGCUCGGACUUAAAAAUGAGGAUGUAGAGGCUCUUCAGCAGCAACAGAACAGGUUAAUGAAAAUUAACCAUGACCUGCGGCACAGGAUCACUGUUGUUGAGGCUCAGGGGAAGGCACUGAUUGAGCAGAAGGUGGAGUUAGAAGCAUAUCUGCAAACCAAGGAGCAGGAGAUGGGCAACCUGCGAGCAGAGCUGGGGAAACUGAGAGAAAAACUGCAGGGUGAGGACAGCCAAAAUGAGGAGGAAGUAAAGACAGAACCAAACAAUGAUGACUGCCUCUCGGAGUCAGAAAAGAUGGCAAUGGACUUAAAAGAUCCGAAUCGUCCAAGAUUCACCUUGCAGGAGCUCCGGGAUGUCCUUCAUGAGAGGAAUGAAUUGAAAUCCAAAGUGUUUUUACUUCAAGAGGAGCUUUUAUAUUACAAAAGUGAGGAAACAGAAGAAGAAACUAGAACCCCUCAACCUACACCCAUAAUUCAGUCAAAACCCUCAACUCAGCCUGAAUCUGGAAUCAAACGACUGUUUAGUUUCUUCUCUCGUGAUAAGAAACGCAUGCAGGCAUCACAGAAAAACGUUCACUUCCAGGAUACUUUUGGAGAAUGGUCAAAUUCAAAUAAAGAUGACUCCUACACCGAACAAGGACAAGAAGCCCUGCAGCACCUGUGACUGAAACCUCGAGGUGUUCAGUUUACCGCAGUAGAUCUCGACAGUCUCGUAACAAGAAGCUUCUGUAAACAAAUCCGGCAGCUCAUCACUUUUAUUUGCCUUGCACACCUCAGCGGUUGUGUUUCAGAUAUACUCUUCAAAAGGGAUCCCUCACUGUUUACUUGGUGGCUGUUCGCUGAAAACAGAAUCCAAGCUUUGUAGUAACAGUUGCUGAUACCCUCGGACAUGGAAGCUUCUAGAUGACUUGUUUUGUGCUGAAUAACAAGUCUAUGGUCUUGUUCAUGCAUUAACUACAGUAACACAAGCUUCUUUAAACCAAAAAAAAGGACCUGUGCCAUUAUUAGACGUUUGUUUGCAGUGUACAAUAUCUAGUAGCAAAGACACUUUUACCCUGUUAACACUAUCAGUUGUUUGCUUUUUAUUUCUGUAAAAAUUACUUCAAGAGGGAUACGACAGCUGGCCGCUCUCCACGGCUUAGCACUGCUGUGUCCUGUCAUGUUCAGCUGGCAUCUGCAUUUUGCAGAGUAACCACUUGGAAAUCCACCUGAUACAAACUGAUAAACUGGAGUAGCCUUGAGAGGGAUAGUGAGCGUGCAUUUCCCUUGCUGCUUAUAGUGCCUAAAGCAUGAAGAAACCCAUGUAUGAGGUGAGCGUGCCUUGCAUUUUGCCAUGAGUUCUGCAGUACUAAUGGAAAACAAAAUUGCUUCCAAGGAUUCAAUUCUAACACUUGAAUUUUUUCCCUCUUACUGGGGACUUCCCCCUGAAGCAGCAGACAGCUGCUGUAAAGGAAUUAGGUCUCUUUCCCACAGACAGGUUUUUAAUUAAGUCACACUCCACUUUUCUGUCUAGGUAAGACUGCCUCACUUCAGAGUGAAAGACAUCCUCAGCUAGCUGACGUGAACUAUUUUAACUGACUCAGAGAUGACCCCAACUCAGAACAUUUUCUCUGACUAGUGUAAACACUACUUGGGCAGAGCAGGUGAAUUAUUUAUGUGCAGGUGGCACCGCUAGCAAUGGUGAUGUUUGGGUAGCCUGCAGUUAAAGGGGCACAGCUGAGCUGCCGGGAGGGGGGAUUUAGAUCUGCUUUACAAUGGAGUUUGUAAGACCUCAGUUGUAUUUACAGAAACCAGAACACUAAAGCCCAAUGAAGCGUAACUGUUGCGUACAGCCAGUGUUGGCGCACACCCUGCCUCUGCACCACGCGCUCCACGAAGGCACCUAUCCAGGCAGGAGAGGGCGAGUGCGCCGGUGGCUCCUUGUGAGGGAGGUGCUGAGGUCUUUCUGUGAACAUGGCUGUAUGCUGGGAGAGCCCGUGCUGGAGCGCCCUGCUGCUGGCCAGGAGCAUCUGGUGACCACGAGGCCAUAGGCAACUUCUGUGCUUGUAGUUUAGCGCAGGGGGCUGUGAGCUGCUGUUGGCACCCCACCCCCAGGUGGGGUGCCUCCUCUGCUUGCUCGGAGGAGAGCCUCUUCUCAGGAGUGGCGCUAGGGACACAAAGCAGUGCUCGGGCUGGAGUAAAGCUCCAACUCCUCCAGGUACUGAAUGGAGACGUUUCAAAGGACUCCGAGAUGAGAGCGAGCCAGAGGGCUUAGUGCAGGCCAGUUGUCUUUAAUACAGGGAGAUCCAAGACUCUGGAUUCUUUAAUGUGUAGGAGCAGCAAAUGGUGGUUAGCCCGUCUGUGGCAAAAGCAUGCCAGGAAACCAUUCUUUGCAAUGGUGGGCUGAAUGUUGCUCUGCUCCUGGCUGUAACUGUGCUUCAUUUUGAACACAGACCUUCCGCACGUUCUAGAUAGGGAAGGUGUUUACUGUGUCUCCCUAGUGUCAUUGCUGUUUGGGGCAAGGGGGAUAUGUGGCCUUACGUGAAAGAUCUGCAUUUGAAAUAGUGACGGUAGUGCCUGAUGCUAGUAUUAGGCAGAUACGUUUUUGCCUGGUUACGUUUUGGUAACAUAUCUUAAGUUUUAUGCUUACAGAAAGCUGUAUCCAUAAAACAGCAGCGCUUCCCCCCACUGUGUGAAAAGCAAUUUUUAAAUGGGGGGGAGUGUUUUAAUUUAAUGAUACUUAAGUUGCUAAGAUCUCAAUUUCACUUCCAUAUUAGAAAAAAAAAGUACACUACAGUUAUAUCAGGCAGUUAAAGUAAAUUGUGAAUGAUGCCCGCUGAGUUUCUCCCUAGCAGAGUUUACUGUCAUUCAGCACAUUCAAGAGACGCAGUGAUCAGAAACAAUGCAAGAACGCAGCGGAUGCAUGGCCUGAAUAAGCACAUCACUUUUGAAAUGGGCUGAGAGCAAUGAACUGGGAUAACAGAAAUACAGACUGAACUGUUUUUCCCCAGCACCUAAGCUGGUGCGUUACCAAGGACACCUCCCAGGCUAGUGCACAUAAAGCUCGUCCUCUUCGCCAGAGCCCAGCACACUGUUGUCGGGUCAAAUCUGUGGCCAGUCUCACACAAUGGCACGAAGCAGUACAACCUUCCCCCACUCAUCUCUGUGGCCCAUUACCUCAAAAAUCUAAUUAAUUACUCCUGACCUACUAGCAUUAACCACUACGCUCCUCAUUCUCAUGCUAGAAAUGCUGCGUUUAUACACUCCAAGUGCCAUCGGAAAGGAUGGUGAGUAGGGAAGAGUAAGUAAAGAUUUGAAGAUCUGUCAUGUAUUGUUUCUUAAUAUUCAAGUAAAAUCGGCUUUUAGAAAAGGGGCCAGGAUGUCGUGAGGUGAGGGGCAUAACAAUCCUGUCUGCGAAGUGCAGGAUCACUGAAGUUUUUUUGGGUUGGUUUUUGGGGUUUUUUUUUGUUUGGUUGGGCAGUAAAUCAUUUUAACGAUUUAAUAAAUAUUUCAGAAAAAUAAGUA
Molecule: messenger RNA, 4426 nt
Organism: Phalacrocorax carbo (great cormorant)
Lineage: Eukaryota; Metazoa; Chordata; Aves; Suliformes; Phalacrocoracidae
Source: RefSeq, a predicted model, not a curated record